Molecule: messenger RNA, 1944 nt
Organism: Dibothriocephalus latus
Lineage: Eukaryota; Metazoa; Platyhelminthes; Cestoda; Diphyllobothriidea; Diphyllobothriidae
Source: the annotation of a GenBank genome assembly
AUGCGCCAAUACGCGUCACCAGGGAAAACUUUCGCGUUGACGCAAACCGAUUUCGCUGGAUGGGACGUCAAAGACAAAUUCUCCGGCUUUAUUACAGAGGCAUCCUCGUUAGACGAUGGACUGAGCGUCCUUACGGGAAUCCUUGAGGAACCGGUGCAGGUGAACUCCAGUCCGCUGCUGGGUGAGAGGCUGAAUGAAUUGCUGCGUCUGCGCCAGGCAGGAGACCCCACCUUUGCGAAUGCCACAGCAGUCAUCGAGCAGACCAUCAGAGUAGAGACACCGCAUGCAAAGGAGGAGCCUACACGGAGCGUGACCUUCGGGGAGUUGAAGGUUAUCGUGGACGCGGCCGCCGCCAGACUACAGACGCAGCUCUCCCAUCUGCCAUUCAGCCGGGAUCUCGCCAAGUUGACCGACUGCACCGCGCUGUCAGCUGAGAGACGGGCGCAAAUUGAGCGCUUACAGGAACGCAGCCUGGUUAUCAUUUGCAUGCCGGCAAGCUUGGGCCGCGUGGUGAUUCAGUUGGCCUGUAUGAAGUUACGUCUGGCCUACACUCCAGUCGAUCGUCACUUCCCCCAAAAACAAAUUUCUCGAAUACUGCACGAAUUUGAACCCGUUGCCUGCAUUGUUGAACAAGACUCUGAAGAUGGCAGCAUAUUCCUAUCCAAUCAGGGCAUCGAAUUUUCCAUGUUGAUCAACAGUAGCGAACUGUUUAGUUGGGAGUACUUGAAACAGCUCAGAGAUGAAUCCGACUGCAAUGCAACACAGGGCUGCUGUCCGCUCUUCGCCACCGUUACUGAUCCCGUCAUUCUGGUACUCUUCACCUCAGGCAGCACCUCACCCACUCCAAAAGGCGUUGCCCUGCGAAACCGUCAGCUUAUGAACCGUCUUGCCUGGCAAUGGAGCCCGGCCUCGCCCCUGGCUGGUCUGACAGGACCCAGUCUAACGAAAACCUCCUGGCUCUUUGUGGACGCCUUCACAGAAGUCUUCGGGGCUCUGCUGGCCGGUCGGCCUCUCCUCCUUCCCCUCUCUCCCCGUGGUCAUCUCUCCACCGUCCAGAUCCUGGAGGUUCUCGUUGUGAGUGGCCAGUUAUUGCCCGUGCGCCUGGCGACCGACGUUUUUCGCAUCUUCGCUAAGAUAAGCAGACUUCGGCUGGUCAACCUCUACGGCAGCACUGAGGUGGCCGGUGAUGUGACGGUGGCAGUGUUUGACAGUCUGGAGGAAGUUCUUGCCAGUCGUGAGGCGGAGAGUUCAGCUGAAGCUGACGGUGCCUUCUUUCUGCCUGUUGGACUGCCCAUCCAAAACUGCGAGGUUUACGUUCUGACGCGACGCUCAGAUGAAGGCGACGACUGUGAUGAGCUGAGGGUGCUUCCACGAGGAGAAACCGGGGAGGUUUAUGUUUCGGGUGCCGCGGUACGCACUGACGGCAAAGUCUAUGCUGAAGCAGUAAAAUCCGCCCAAGCGCUCCCGGGACAGGCUGUAAUUACUCCCACUUUACCCAACGCCUUCGCCUCAAGAUCAGGCUUCCAAGUUCUUUUCCGAACUGGUGACAUUGGUUUCGUGUCGCCUAACAAUGGUCAACUUUACGUGUGUGGACGUUGUGACGACACGGUGAAGGUGAACGGGGUCAAAUGCAACCUCACCGCCAUAGACAACUUCCUAAUGGGCGUAAUUGAUGAUGUGAUUAGUAAUCCCAACUCACAGCAUCGACGAUUCGCUUCUCUGCGGGCCACGAUCACACUGCUGAUCGAGAACGUGCAACGCAAAGCACAACUUGUGUGCUUCUACACGCGAAAAGACUGCAGUUCAACAACGGCGGUGGAUGGCGGAAGUUUUACAAGUUUGGAUCUUGCAAAGCUGAUCGGUGGAAACCUGUCCUCUUUUGUGAACGUCAAAAUUGUGCAGGUAGGCCUACUAUUGCUUGGCUGGGAAAAACCAAGACAUUGA